AUGUCUGGAAAAAGAAGAGCAUACCCACAGCCCCAGUACGCCACUGGUGCUCCUUUAGGAACUCCAGGCGUAGGGCCAGCCGAUCCCACUCAAUUCCAGCAGCCUCCUCCUCCCCAGGGAGGAGCUCCAGCCUACGGUGUGGAUCAAGUCAACCAACAGUUCCAACACAUGAACGUCGGCGCCCAACCUGCCCAGCCCCAGUAUCAGUACAACCAGUACCAGCAGCCGGGAGCCGCUGCUGGUGCCCCAGGUGCUAAUGAUCCAUACGCGCAACAGCCUCAACAGGACCAAUACCCACCCCAAUUCCAACAACAAGGCAGUUUCUACGGCCAAGCAGGCGGCGCUGCACCUGCGUUGCCAUUGAACCAAUUGUACACCACCGACUUGUCCCGUGAAUUGCCUCCUCCCAUCUCGGACUUGGCGUUGCCACCUCCCCCCAUCGUGUUGCCCCAAAACACCACCUUGAUUCCAAACUCAGAAACCUCCAACGCGGCCCCAGAAUACUUCAGAUCUACCUUGAACGUCAUCCCCAACAAUAGCUCGCUUUUGAAGAAGUCCAAGUUGCCCUUGGCCUUGAUCGUCAAGCCCUACAACGCGUUGACCGUCGAAGGCGAACAGGUGCCUGUCACCUCCGACACCUACAUCAGUAGAUGUCGUCGUUGUCGUGGUUACAUCAACCCGUUCGUCACCUUGGCCGAAAACGGCAGACGUUGGAGGUGUAACUUCUGUAACUUGUUGAACGACAUCCCCAGUGCCUUUGAAUACGACGACAUCACUGGUACCGUCAAGAACAAGUUCGAAAGAGUCGAGUUGAACCACUCAGUGGUUGAAUUUAUCGCUCCAAAGGAAUACAUGGCCAGAGCUCCUCAGCCUAUUGUCUACACGUUCAUCAUCGAUGUCUCGGUGCAUGCAGUUUCCAGCGGGUUGACUGCCACCAUCACCAGAACCAUCUUAGAGAGUUUGGAUAGAAUUCCAAAUGUGAAUAAGACUGCCAGAGUCGCCUUCAUUGGUGUGGACUCUAACUUGCACUACUUCAGAUUUAAUGAAGGUUUGGAGGGAACCGAGGCCUUGGUGGUUUCUGACAUCGAUGAACCUUUCUUGCCAUCCCCAAGUGGCUUGUUGGUCAACUUGGACGAAAACAGACAAGCCAUCGAAAAGUUGUUGAUUGACUUCCCAACCUUCUUCGAAGGCACUGCCAACCAAAGCUUUGCUUUGGGACCUGCUUUGAAGGCUGGUCAUAAAUUAAUCAACAAUAUCGGUGGUAAAUUGGUCUGUUUCGGUGCCACUUUGCCAAACAUUGGUGAAGGUAAGUUGAGUCUCAGAGACGAAGCUGGAAACUCUGGUAAGCCUAAGGAAGCUAAGGUGUUGUUAUCCUCUGCCGACAGUUUCUACAAGUCCUUCGCUGUCACUUGUAACUCCUCCCAAAUUACAGUUGAUUUGUUCUUGAGCUCAUCUUCUUACCAGGAUGUUGCCACCUUGUCCAACUUGCCCCGUUACACUGCUGGUCAAACCCACUUCUACCCUGCUUGGACCAGUGCUAAGGCUGAAGAUGUCACCAAGUUAUCUAAAGAAAUCAGCGAACACUUGUCUCAAGAUAUUGCAUUGGAAGCUGUUUUGAGAGUUAGAGGAUCUACUGGUUUCAGAAUGAGUUCCUUCUACGGUAACUUCUUCAACAGAUCCUCAGAUUUAUGUUCCUUCCCAACUUUCCCAAGAGAUCAAAGUUACUGUAUUGAAAUGAACAUUGAAGAAAACAUUAAUAAGCCAGUUGCCUACUUCCAAGCAGCUGUGUUGCACUCUACUUCAUUCGGUGAAAGAAGAAUCAGAGUCAUGAACUUGGCCAUUCCAACUUCUUCCAAAUUGCCUGACAUCUAUGCUUCUGCUGAUCAAUUAGCAAUCACUAACUACUUUACUCAUAAGGCCAUUGAAAAGGGAUUGUCUUCGUCGUUACCAGAUGCAAGAGACUACCUUAUCAAUCAAGUUGUUGAAAUUUUGAACGUUUACAAGAAAGAGUUAGUUGCAGGCAAUGUCUCUGGUGCAUCACCUUUACAAUUAUCCACUAAUUUAAGAAUGUUACCAUUAUUGUUGUUCUCAUUGACCAAGCACUUGGGUUUGAGAGCCGACAGGGUUCCAUCCGAUCACAGAGCUGCGGCUUUGAACAUCUUGGGGUCUUUGCCAAUUNCACAAUUGGUCAAGUACAUUUACCCAACCGUCUACUCGUUACACAACAUGCCAGACGAGUGUGGAUUACCAGAAAAGGUUAUUCAAGUCAACGAAGAAACUGGAGAGGAAGAAGAGGUCAUUACCACCGAAAUCUUGUUACCUGAACCAAUCAACGAUUCCAAGGCCACCUGGGAGAACUAUGGCUUGUACUUGAUUGACAACUCCAGCGAAUUAUUCUUAUGGGUGUCUGGUAAUGUAGUUCCAGGUUUGGUUCAAGAUUUGUUUGGUACUGACAACUUGUACGCUCUCCCAACCGGUAAAACCGAGUUGCCCGAAUACAGCAUUGAAGAAUCUGAAUUCAACUACAAGGUGCGUCAAAUCAUCGGUAAGAUCAGAGAGCAAAACGACUCCAUUAUUUGGAAGAACUUGUACGUUGUUGUCGGAGGAUCGUCCAACGAACCAAUCGAGAUUUCUCAACAACGUGACUUGAUGGCAUUAAGAAUGUGGGCCUAUAGUUGUUUGGUUGAAGACAAGACCGGUAAUGAGGCCUCUUACAGGGACUUCUUGACUACUUUGAAGGCCAAGGUUGCUCAAUAG
Molecule: messenger RNA, 2757 nt
Organism: Suhomyces tanzawaensis NRRL Y-17324
Lineage: Eukaryota; Fungi; Ascomycota; Pichiomycetes; Serinales; Debaryomycetaceae
Gene: SEC24
Product: COPII subunit
Exons: 1
Coding region: 1-2757 (918 amino acids)
Biological process (GO): intracellular protein transport; endoplasmic reticulum to Golgi vesicle-mediated transport; COPII-coated vesicle cargo loading
Cellular component (GO): COPII vesicle coat; endoplasmic reticulum exit site
Molecular function (GO): SNARE binding; zinc ion binding
Source: RefSeq, a predicted model, not a curated record